GUAGCUGCUCCCACUCCACCGUCAGCGCUGCACGCCUGCCCCACCGGAUCCUAGGACACCCGGCACACGCACCUACCCACCUCCCUGAGCCCGCCGCUCCUCCCCCCUUUCUCGCUGGUUGGCCGGCGCUCCGCAGACCUCCGCGGCAGCAGGAGGAGCCAGGCGCGUCCGCCACGCAUAUCCACCGAGCUGCAGGCGCCGCGCGCGAUCUCAGGUGGCGGCAGCAGCGGCGGCGGUGACAGCGACAGCAGCAGUGACAGCGGCAGCCGCAACAGCCAGCGCGCACCCUCUCUCCUUCACACCCGCAUCCCGCAUCCACUGCGCUGCGGAGCCGCCGGCGGUCCCUCGGUCCCCCGGUCCCCGGCCCCCGGCCCCGGCACGCACGGCCAAAUCCCGCGCACAAUAGCGGCCGCCGCCGCGGCGGCUCCAAGCCCAAGCGCCCGCCAUGAGGAAGCUGGCGAGGAAGGGAUGCGACUACAAGCGCUUCCUGAGGAAUAACUGGCUGCUGCUCUCCACCGUCGCCGCGGUGGUGCUAGGGAUUGCCAUAGGAGUCUUGGUUCGAGAGUACACCAAGCUGUCUAAUCUGGAGAAGUUCUACUUUGCCUUUCCUGGAGAAAUCCUAAUGAGGAUGCUGAAACUCAUCAUUUUGCCAUUAAUUGUAUCGAGCAUGAUUACAGGUGUUGCUGCACUGGAUUCCAACGUAUCUGGAAAAAUUGGUCUGCGUGCUGUCGUAUAUUAUUUCUGUACCACUAUCAUUGCUGUAAUUCUAGGUAUUGUGCUGGUGGUGACCAUCCAGCCUGGCGUCACCCAGAAAGUGGAUGAAAUUGACAGGACAGGCAGCAGCCCUGAUGUCAGCACAGUGGAUGCCAUGUUAGACCUGAUCAGGAACAUGUUCCCUGAGAACCUUAUCCAAGCCUGUUUUCAGCAGUAUAAAACCAGGCGUGAAGAAGUGAAGCCUCCCAGUGAGCCAGGGAUGAACAUAACAGAAGCAUCUGUCACUCCUGCCAUGACAACUGCUAUUUCCAAGAACGAAACAAAGGAGUACAAAGUCGUUGGCAUGUAUUUAGAUGGCAUAAAUGUCCUGGGCUUGAUUGUCUUUUGCCUCGUCUUUGGACUUGUCAUUGGGAAAAUGGGAGAAAGGGGACAGAUUCUGGUGGAUUUCUUCAGUGCUCUGAGUGACGCAACCAUGAAAAUCGUUCAGAUCAUUAUGUGUUACAUGCCACUCGGUAUUUUGUUCCUGAUUGCCGGGAAGAUCAUAGAAGUUGAAGACUGGGAAAUAUUCCGCAAGCUAGGCCUUUACAUGGCCACUGUCCUGAUUGGGCUUGCAAUCCACUCCAUUGUAAUUCUCCCGCUGAUAUAUUUCAUAGUUGUACGGAAGAACCCUUUCCGAUUCGCCAUGGGAAUGGCCCAGGCUCUCCUGACCGCUCUCAUGAUCUCUUCCAGUUCAGCCACACUGCCUGUCACUUUCCGCUGUGCUGAAGAAAAGAACCAGGUGGACAAAAGGAUCACUAGAUUUGUUUUACCCGUGGGUGCUACAAUCAACAUGGACGGAACCGCACUCUACGAAGCCGUGGCAGCUGUGUUUAUUGCCCAGUUGAAUGGCUUGGAAUUGGGCAUUGGGCAGAUCAUCACUAUCAGUGUCACGGCCACAGCCGCCAGCAUCGGAGCUGCCGGGGUGCCCCAGGCCGGCCUGGUGACCAUGGUGAUCGUGCUGAGUGCCGUGGGCCUGCCCACUGAGGAUGUCACCCUGAUCAUCGCCGUGGACUGGCUCCUGGACCGAUUCAGGACCAUGGUGAACGUGCUGGGUGAUGCAUAUGGAACAGGUAUUGUGGAGAAGCUCUCUAAGAAGGAGCUGGAGCAGAUGCAUGUUUCAUCUGAAGUCAACUUCGUAAACCCCUUUGCUGUGGAAUCCACGAUACUUGAUAACGAAGACUCAGACUCCAAGAAGUCCUAUGUCAACGGAGGCUUUGCCGUCGACAAAUCUGACAGCAUCUCGUUCACCCAGACCUCACAGUUCUAGAGCUGCUGACUACAGGUGCCUGGGAGUGAUGAAGUACAUCACUUAGCGUUUAUUCAAACAUUAUGGGAAAGAAAAACACUAACGGCCAAUUGUACAUUUGACCUCAUAUACAGACCUCCAGAUUAUUUUCUAUAUUUGGAUUCACAGCUUUCACUCUCCAAGUUCUGGGAUUUGGGGUGGGGGUAAGAUAAAAGGAAAUUGAUUAAAAUGAAAGCUGUAUUAUCUGGAGUUUUAAAAUUCUAUGAGAGACAAAGUUUGAAAGUAUCAAGUAGCAACUGUUGGAAAUAGGUAACAGAGGUGAAAGAGAAGUUGCUCUCUCAUGCACAGACCCAUGUUUGGGGUUUUUUAAAAAAAUAUUCUGUCACUGACUACAAAUUUUUACUCAGGAUUUCUAUUGGCGUGGAUUUCCUUUGAUGUCUCAUGUUUUUAUAGAUUGUAAUGCAUCUAAACCACCCUCCUCCCCCAGUUAAUGUGCCAAAUUGUCUAUUUUGAACUCAUCUCCAGCCAAUUUCAAAGAAAUGUCUUUGAAAGAAAACAGACUACACAGUUCUGCAAUAACAAUUUUAAGAUGGAUGUCAGGUUUGGGGGAAAAGGAGAAGUGUUCUCUUUUCAUUGUACUGUACUGGGACACUGGUAACUAUUAACUCAGUGUUCAGUAUAGAGUUAGGGUGUGUGUGUGUGUGUGUGUGUGUGUGUGUGAGUGUGUGUGUGUGUGUGUGUGUGUGUGUGUGUGUGUUAUCUUCAUAUAACUUGCCAGAUAGAGAACAGAAUUGAACUGUCAAUGUGAAAUAAAAAGCUCUCCUUAUACUUGAAUAAUAACUAUGAUUCCAAUCCAGAUCUGCUUUGGGGCUUAUAAGAACUCACUCAGGAGCACUGGAAUGAGAAAUCAUGUUGUUCAAUCAUCUCAUGUCUGUAUCAGCCCCAAAGCAGAGAUACAUUAUGGUGAUAUCCCGAGGUGGCGUUGUCAUUCAUUACAACUUCCAGAUUCUACUGCUGGGAGGGAAUCCAUAUUAGCUCUAUAUAAGAUUAUAUACGAAGGGGUCACUCACAUAAGGCUCUAUGUGUUUUUAUCCAACUGGAAAGCUUCAUCCUUCCAAGGUUAGUUAUACCCACUUAAAAAUGACAAUACGUUGCCUUUUUGUACCCAUCAGAGUACAACGGUUGUAUUUUAAUACAGAGUUGAUGGGUUGAACAAGCCAGCCACACUGACCAGAAAAACGCUAUCCUUACCCUGGAUUCUUGCAGAGUAAAUUGCCCCACAUGAGACACUGGUAUCAGUGGGCUUGGCAAAUUCCAUUGUAUGGCACUGUCUCCUCCUCCAAAGAGGAUUGUUCCAACGAUUAAGUCAGUCAUCUUGGCCCUGCUCAUUGAAAUCCAUUGCUUGUCAUUCUCCUAAUUUAUGAAGAUAGCUUAUUAAAUUUGUGCUUCAGCUCACAUCUUGUAAAUAACGCUUAACAUAAAUUUGUGUUGGCAUUGAGAUCCAGAAUACUCACGUUUCUGCCGUUUUGAGUAGCCAAUUUAAGCCUGUGCUUUUCUAUUUAAAAAACCAGAAAUUGUGCCAAAGAUCAUGGAAAAGUAAAUAAAUGCUCAGUAUUGACAACCUGCACCUGAAAUCUACAAGAGAAUGAUACUGAAUUGGCAUGUAAACAUCAUUAAUAUGGACCAGUAAUUCAAUGUUGUAAAAUGCAAAUAAUGGUGUUGUUUAUAGGAAGUAAAUCUAAGUAUAAAGGCAGUUGAAUCAAGAAAUGUGUCUUGGGCUGAAUGGUUGUCCCCCUCGGCAGGUUUCUCUGAUUUGAGGCACGAGCAUUGGCAGAUCUGUACAUGAACUGUAGGUCAUCCUGAUUUUGGAGUCAGUUUGUAACCAGCCUCUUAACACACUGUGCUGUUAACUCAUGGAAGAGAAUAAGGUUCCAUUUCAGUCUCAAUAAACAUUUCCAUCAUUCUUUC
Molecule: messenger RNA, 3967 nt
Organism: Rhinolophus ferrumequinum (greater horseshoe bat)
Lineage: Eukaryota; Metazoa; Chordata; Mammalia; Chiroptera; Rhinolophidae
Gene: SLC1A1
Product: solute carrier family 1 member 1
Exons: 12
Coding region: 446-2020 (524 amino acids)
Biological process (GO): L-glutamate transmembrane transport
Cellular component (GO): plasma membrane
Molecular function (GO): L-glutamate transmembrane transporter activity; glutamate:sodium symporter activity; L-cysteine transmembrane transporter activity
Source: RefSeq, a predicted model, not a curated record